This is a messenger RNA of Asterias rubens (European starfish), 1821 nucleotides long. RefSeq names its product homeobox protein MSH-B-like. Gene Ontology annotation, molecular function: DNA-binding transcription factor activity, RNA polymerase II-specific; RNA polymerase II transcription regulatory region sequence-specific DNA binding. NCBI's taxonomy places the organism in Eukaryota, Metazoa, Echinodermata, Asteroidea, Forcipulatida, Asteriidae. The transcript has 3 exons. Bases 247 to 1233 code for a protein of 328 amino acids. The record is from RefSeq and is a predicted model, not a curated record. Gene Ontology annotation, cellular component: nucleus. Gene Ontology annotation, biological process: regulation of transcription by RNA polymerase II; embryonic morphogenesis.
GACUUUACUUAAAUACCUUGGAUCUCAAGACAACUUUCAACUUCAUAUCCGAUCUUGGGAAAUCACCAAGACUCAAGAGUUCCGAGCUUAUGUCAGAUUCUAUCGCACUGGAUCGUCAAGUAGAAGCUUCGCCGUCAAGUGUUUUUAAAUUUUCAUAUUACUAGAGCCCCGUCUUUCUUCCGAGUCGGGGACAUUCCACCGUACCGGUGUCAUCUCAGUCUACCGUACAGACGCAGUUUUGUUCCCAUGAGGAGGCAGAGCAUGGCUCUGCUCAGUUCGGGCUACCCGGCGGCCGCUUUUCAGAGUGGACUCCCAUGUAGCGGGUUGCUCUCGAUCGGCGUGCCGUCCGCUACGGGGCAGAUGCCUUACCCUAACCUCUCCAUGAUGAGGGUUCCCCCCCACAUUGCCGUCGGCUUCUCCAUGGCUAACCUCUCGGCAGCUUACUUCCAAAACUCCCAGAGACCGGACUCUGACUUCCCUACCCUGGUCAACCAUCAGUCUCCCCUGCAUCACAGCACGACCCAUCCGGCGCUCAGGGCCGUCCCUUCAGUUAAACGCAAGGGCGUUACAAACUUCUCAAUUGCCGGUAUUUUGGGCAGGGACGAGGACACACAUAGUACCGAGAGUUGCGCCCACGACAGCCCGUCCAAACCCACCUCCUUUGAGCCAGAAGCUUUGCCCGUACGCGUAGUAGAUGGACAUGACUCUAAAGUUCAUGUGAAAACUGAAAGCCUAAGUUCGCCUAAAGUCGAAGAUGAUGAAAGUGACAAUCCUCUUGCCAGGUUUUCUUGGUUGCAAUGUACGAGAUAUAAACCUCCACGUCUACCGAGAGCCAAGAGGAAAGACGGAGCUAAGAAGCGAAAGCUUGGCCGUAACCCACGGGUGCCAUUCUCCCCGUCCCAGGUCGCUACACUGGAGCAGAAGUUUCGAUGUACGCAUUAUCUGAGUAGCAUUGAUGUCGCUGAACUCUCUGCCGCUCUCAACCUCUCAGAGAACAGGGUCAAAAUCUGGUUUCAGAAUCGGCGAGCCCGUGAGCGUCGUGACAAGGAAGCGGCCACGAAAGACAUCCCUACCUCACCACCGGGUGCGACUCUCUUGAAGCCCUGUGGCUCCCCGGCACCAGCCACCGGGCCGUCCACGCUGAUCGGCGUGGGACAUCCCGGGCUUUCUCCCUCGCCAGUGGAUGGCUGUGUCUCGGCCUUCACCCCUCUUACGUACCCAUUCACCCGUUAGUUCAUAUGAUUCGGCUGCCAAGUCACGUUUGUUGCGAUUCAGUGGUUACUGAUGUUCGUUUCUAAUUUUGGAAUCAAUUCAUCAAACUAUUAGUUCUUAAUAGUCGUGUUUGGUUGGUGGACCAGUAAUUAGGUAAUCCAAAUAGGCUCAUAAAAUCGAAGUCAAAUUUAAAGAUGUUUUAAAUUCAUUCAUACAAAUGAUUACUUGACCUUUCCAACCCAUGACUUCACUAAAAAGUUGACUCAAAUCUUGUGGUUACAAACCCUUCAAGUGUCAAAUGGCCUUCAUUUUAGUGGAACUAAUUUGUUACAAUCUGUAAUGUAAAAAGGUUACUUAAUUUCUAUGAGUUUGAGAAUGACGAGGGCCAAAUUUCAUCGAGCACGGUUAAGCAGAAAAUAUUUCUCAACAGUUUUCAGCUCAGCAGAAAUGAGCAGGAUACCAGUCACAAGUUGUAUAUGUGACAGGGUUGCUCGGCUGGAAACCUUAUUGUAUGGUAAAGCAUAAUUGUUUAUGCUUAGCUAGUUUUUGUGCUUAAAGGCAGUGGACACUAUUGGAUAUUACUCAAAGUAAUUAUUCAUAAAACCCUAC